UUUCAUAGAAUCUAAUUCCUUUUUGUUUCUAUUUCCUUGUUCGUUAAAACUCUUUCUACAUUUACGAAAGUUGAAUGUCACAUCCAUCGCCACCUAUUGCAGGUGAAUUAGUCGUUGUUGCGCUGAAAGCUGAAAAGCUGCAGCACAGAGCAGCAAAAAAACAAGAUCCAUUUUGUGUCUUUAGAGUUGGCGAUAUAAUAAAACGAACAAAAACCGAUUAUGGAGGGGGAUUAUACCCUAUAUGGGACGAUCAGGUAAAUAUUCCUAUAUCAAUUGGGCAGCAUGAACUUCACAUUCAACUUUUUGAUAAAACUACCAGUCCCAGCAAUUUGAUGGCAGAAGGGUUGGUUGAUUUACGUAAAGUGCUCAAAGAGAAAGAGCAUGAUGGAUACUUCCCACUGAGUUUCCGGGGAAAACCAGGUGCAGGCGUGAUAUAUUUAGAAUUGACCUUCUAUUCUGCUGUGAAUGCUUCAAGGCCUCAGCAGCAGGUGAGAUAUCAACAACCAGCAAAUUAUCCACCUAGUAGUAGACCACAGUAUCCUCCUCAGCAUGCGUAUUCUUCUCAACAUGUGUAUCCUCCACUACAGCAUCAACUUCAGCAUGCGCCUCUUCCACCGCGACCUAUUGAACAUCAUCAAGCAGGGCUACCACAUAUACCUCAGCAACAGCCUAUGCAAAGGCCAUUAUCACAAUAUAAUAGUAUUAGACAUACAGCACCCAAUCAAAUGCGCCCACUUCCUCAUUCGCAACAGCAACAGCACAGACCACCACCGACGCAUCAGCAACGGCCUCUACCGCAACCACCCAUUCAACAACAACAUCAUCCAUCCGCCGGUACUGCUCAAAUAGUCUCUCCAAUGACUUCUGCUCCUCAGCCAUUAUUAUCAGCACCAUAUAAUCCAGUACCAUCUCUUGCUGCAAGGCCAGCAAAUCGUAAGUGUCUAUUUUUCACAAAAUUUAGAGUUUUUUAUGGAAAGCAUGUUUAUAACACUGAUAUUUCUACGCAGUAAGACAAUCUUAUCCUCCCGCCGCUGUAGCGGGUUAUCCACCACAACCACCUAUUAAUCCAGGAGGCUUUCAGGGCCCGUCAAUGCAGCAACAUCACUCUUACCCACAGUUACCAUUAGCCCCUCAGCCACUUCAACAGCAGGGAUUCUAUCCUCCACAACAUCAUCCUCAUCCGCCCAUGAAUGGUAUGCCUAUGCCUCUACCAGCCGGCUUCCGACCACCGACAGCUAAUGGCUAUCCACCUUAUUGAAACUGUAGAAUGAAGACUAUAAACUAUGAAACAGCUCAUUUCGAAAAUACUGAAUAAUUACUUAGCGUUUUCAUGCCAAUAUCUUAUUCUGGGCAGUUUGUAACAAUUGUACUCCAUAUAGUGCCUUUAAUAAACGUAUGU
Molecule: messenger RNA, 1399 nt
Organism: Mycotypha africana
Lineage: Eukaryota; Fungi; Mucoromycota; Mucoromycetes; Mucorales; Mycotyphaceae
Product: C2 domain-containing protein
Exons: 5
Coding region: 75-1010 (311 amino acids)
Source: RefSeq, a predicted model, not a curated record